UGAUUGCACCAUGUAAAUUAAUUAUAUCUUGCCAUCAAAUUAAAAUUAUCGCUUCCUGUCAGUCUGCUUAUCAUCGACGAAUAAAAAUAAUCACGAACCCACCACUUCACACGAAUUCACAUCACCAGUGCAGUUGUAGUGUCAUGUCAUACAUGUCAAGUUUUCGCGAGUGUACGAUUGAAAAAUAAAUUUAUUUUGCUGAUAUAUCAUUAAUAAUGGCAGAUUUGCUAAGUAUUCACGAUGAUAUUAAAUUAUACACAACCUCAGAUAAAUUCUAUUUGGAGCCCACAAUCCACCCUACGGAGAUACUGGUCAUAGACCGUGUGACUGGGGAGGCGGUUGUCAAAGAAUAUGGCUCAGUAAAGAUCCCCAUACCAGCGAAUGCUUACCGUCCAGUAUGUGGUUUCCUCGGAUCCAUAAAGCUCCUAUCUGGAUUAUAUUUAGUUGUAGCCAAGUACAGGAUAUUGAUGGGCAAGCUAAACGGGCACGAUAUAUAUCAGUUGGCGGGAGCAGACAUCAUUCCUUACGCUCGCUCCAACACGCACCUCACUAACAAACAGAUAGAAGACAACAACACAUACGAGCGCAUGGUACGGCUGGCGCUGGACACGCCCGGCAUGUACUUCUCGUACAGCUACGACCUCACGCACUGCCUGCAGCGCCUGCACUCCGUCACGCCCGACUUCCACAGGAUGUCUAUAACGAAUCGUGCAGACCCCCGUUUCCUGUGGAACGGCUUCCUGCUUCGAGACUUCUCUCAUCACCAGUAUUCACGGUUCACGCUGCCCCUCAUACAAGGCUUCGUGUCUAUAAACAACGUGACAGUGAACGGUCACCAGCUGACGUGGUCGCUAGUGUCACGGCGGUGCGUCGACCGCGCUGGUACCAGGUUCUUUAUGCGGGGGGUCGAUGCUCAGGGCAACGUAGCAAACUUCGUGGAAACAGAACAGAUAAUAGAACGGGGUGGUGAAAAAUCCUCCUUCGUGCAAACCCGGGGCUCCAUCCCGUUGUUCUGGAGUCAGUACCCGGAUAUAAAGUACAAGCCGGCUAUGCAGCUAGCUCACGAAGACCAUGUGGCAGCUUAUACUAAGCAUUUGAGAGAUCAGCAGCAGAGAUAUGGCAAUCAGGUGCUGGUUAAUUUGAUUGACCAACACGGCAAAGAGGAGGCGUUAGAGCGCGGGUUCCGCGCGGCGGUGGCGGCGGCGGCGCUGCCCGGGGUGCGCUAUGAGCCCUUCGACUUCCAUGCCGAGUGCCGCUCCAUGCGAUACUAUAGGCUCAACGUGCUUAUAGACAGGAUUGCGCAUGAACAGACAGAAUUCGGCUACUUCCUAUCCCGAGGAGGCACAGUCCUACUCCGACAAAGCGGUGUGUUCAGAACAAACUGCGUGGAUUGUCUCGACCGUACCAAUGUAGUACAAAGUCUAUUAGCUCGACUACAGCUUAACGCGGCGCUUAGAGUGCUAGCAGUCACAUCCAGUGAUGAUGAGAAACAUCCUUAUUUGGAUAAGCUGUUUAAUAAUGUAUGGGCAGACCACGCAGACACGAUUUCUACCCAAUACUCGGGCACCGGGGCUCUGAAGACAGAUUACACGAGAACUGGCAAAAGGACGCAUCUCGGGCUCAUUCGAGAUGGUAUUAACUCGCUCACUCGGUACUACAAGAAUAACUUCAGUGAUGGGUUUAGACAAGACUCGAUCGACUUGUUCCUGGGUAAGUACGUGAUCGUAGACGGCGAGGGCAAUACGCUGCCGUGCCCGCUGCGACGCGACAGGGACUGGAAGUAUAUUACGUUCCCAUCAGUGCUACUGGUCGCCAUGUCGAUGUUCUGCGCGUCGGCGACUCUGCCGCAGCGGUACAGCAGCGAAGUGCUGCUGUACCUCAUGUUCUGGGGAGCUGCCGUCACUGCCACGCUCACGUUCAUAUUCAGACACGGCAAAGAAUUCGUGGACUGGCCCCGGCUAGACGCGGGGGGGCUCGCAGCCGCGCGCUCGCUGCCGCCGCCGCAGUCGUUAUGAUCGGAGACUUGCCGCUCGUAGUCGUCGUCUAACCCUCUUACAGCAGUCGGGUAAGAGUGUCAAACAGCUGUUAUGUACUAGUGUUGUUGGGUUUUGAAUUUUGAACAGAGUA
Messenger RNA from Helicoverpa zea (corn earworm), 2127 nucleotides. It is a transcript of the gene Sac1, whose product is annotated as phosphatidylinositol-3-phosphatase SAC1. Gene Ontology annotation, biological process: phosphatidylinositol dephosphorylation. Gene Ontology annotation, molecular function: phosphatidylinositol-4-phosphate phosphatase activity. Bases 216 to 2015 code for a protein of 599 amino acids. The transcript has 14 exons. NCBI's taxonomy places the organism in Eukaryota, Metazoa, Arthropoda, Insecta, Lepidoptera, Noctuidae. Gene Ontology annotation, cellular component: endoplasmic reticulum. The record is from RefSeq and is a predicted model, not a curated record.